GUCAUGGACUUCUCCAGGCUCCUCCUCUACCACUCCCACUCCCUCGCUGGCCCCCCCCACAAGGGCUAGCGUUUGCUCCUCGGGCUCCGAGGGGGUGGGGCUGCUGGGAAUGGCUGUUCGCCCUUCUCCUCCUCUGCCCGGCUCCCUAUUUUACCUGAAGAGGCAAAGAUCUUGCCCACAGUGCACAUGGGGCAUGGAGGAGAAGACAACGGCACAGUCCGGGGCCAGCGGGGCCAGCCGGGAGCUGCCAGGCCCCCGGAGGAUAUCUGCGGUCCAGUACUUCAAUAUUGCAGUGGACCAAAAUCACAUCCUUCCCGGGGCCCUCCGGCUCAUCCAGGAGCUGCGCCCGCACUGGAAGCCCGAGCAAGUUAAGACCAAGCGCUUCACUGAUGGGAUCACCAACAAGCUGGUGGCCUGCUUUGUGGAAGAUGACAUGAAGGAUGCAGUGCUGGUCCGUGUUUAUGGGGAGCGGACAGAGCUUCUGGUGGACCGGGAGAAUGAAGUCAGGAACUUCCAGCUCCUUCGGGCCCAUGGCUGUGCACCCAAACUUUAUUGUACCUUCCAAAAUGGCUUGUGCUAUGAGUUUCUCCCAGGCAUGGCUUUGGGGCCUGAGCAUAUCCUUGAACCCCAACUCUUCAGGCUGAUUGCCCGGGAAAUGGCGAAAAUCCAUGCCAUCCAUGCCAAUGGCUGCCUGCCUAAACCUGGCCUGUGGCCCAAGAUGUACAGCUAUUUCACUCUUGUCAAGAAUUCUUUCAAUCCCAGCCUUUCCCAGAGCAUACCCAGUGUGGAAGUCCUCGAACAGGAAAUGGCCUGGUUGAAGGAGCACCUUUCCCAGCUGGAUUCUCCCAUAGUGUUUUGCCAUAAUGACCUGCUUUGCAAGAACAUCAUCUAUAAUGAAAAGAAAGGUCAUGUCAGAUUCAUAGACUAUGAAUAUGCUGGCUACAAUUACCAAGCCUUUGACAUUGGCAACCACUUCAAUGAGUUUGCAGGUGUGAAUGAGGUGGACUAUAGUCUCUACCCCAGCCGGGAGACUCAACUUCGAUGGCUGAAUUACUAUCUGCAGGCCCACAAGCAGCUCUGCAAGGAAAGCCGGGGUGGAACAGCUGUGACGCCCAGAGAAGUGGAGAAGCUCUAUGUACAAGUUAACAAGUUUGCUCUGGCCUCUCAUUUCUUUUGGGCAUUCUGGGCUCUCAUCCAGAACCAGUUCUCUACUAUCGACUUUGACUUCCUCAGAUAAGGAUCUCAGGGCAACUGACUUGCUGAGCAUCCCACCAAGAAGCCCGUAUCAGAGACAGAAUUUGAAUCCAGGUCCUCUGACUUCAAACCCCUAACUCAAGGACUUUCAGGGUCUUCCCUGGGCACUGACAAGAGAAAGAUUGGGAGACUUGUCUUGGAAAAACAUCCAUGAACCUGGCAAUCCUAUAUUCCAGGGUUUAUAAAAUUCUUUCUUCACAGUCCCAAGGGAGUGCUUGUACUGUUACCAUUUUACAGAUGAGAACACUGAGGACCAUAUGAAAUGUUUACUCAAGUAUUUGUACCCUGAGGACUGAUUUAUGUCAUCAGGACUUGGGAAAAUGCCUGACACGUAGUAGGCAUUUAAUAAAUGCUUUAAAUAAAUAAAACUGACUUAGGAAAAUGCCUGACACGUAGUAGGCAUUUAAUAAGUGCUUUAAAUAUAUAAAACUGACUUAGGAAAAUGCCUGACACGUAGUAGGCAUUUAAUAAGUGCUUUAAAUAUAUAAAACUGACUUAGGAAAAUGCCUGACACGUAGUGGGCAUUUAAUAAGUGCUUUAAAUAUAUAAAACUGACUUAGGAAAAUGUCUGACACGUAGUGGGCAUUUAAUAAGUGCUUUAAAUAUAUAAAACUGACUUAGGAAAAUGCCUGACACGUAGUGGGCAUUUAAUAAGUGCUUUAAAUAUAUAAAACUGACUUAGGAAAAUGCCUGACACGUAGUAGGCAUUUAAUAAGUGUUUUAAAUAUAUAAAACUGACUUAGGAAAAUGUCUGACAUGUAGUAGGCAUUUAAUAAAUGCUUUAAAUAAAUAAAACUGACUUAAGAAAAUGCCUGACACGUAGUAGGCAUUUAAUAAGUGCUUUAAUAUAUAAAACUGACUUAGGAAAAUGCCUGACACGUAGUGGGCAUUUAAUAAAUGCUUUAAAUAAAUAAAACUGACUUAAGAAAAUGCCUGACACGUAGUAGGCAUUUAAUAAGUGCUUUAAUAUAUAAAACUGACUUAGGAAAAUGCCUGACACGUAGUAGGCAUUUAAUAAGUGUUUUAAAUAUAUAAAACUGACUUAGGAAAAUGUCUGACAUGUAGUAGGCAUUUAAUAAAUGCUUUAAAUAAAUAAAACUGACUUAAGAAAAUGCUUGACACGUAGUAGGCAUUUAAUAAGUGCUUUAAAUAUAUAAAACUGACUUAGGAAAAUGCCUGACACGUAGUAGGCAUUUAAUAAGUGCUUUAAAUAUAUAAAACUGACUUAGGAAAAUGCCUGACACGUAGUAGGCAUUUAAUAAAUGCUUUAAAUAAAUCUGACUUAGGAAAAUGCCUGACACAUAGUAGGCAUUUAAUAAAUGCUUUAAAUAAAUAAAACUGACUUAGGAAAAUGCCUGAUGCGUAGUAGGCAUUUAAUAAAUGCUUUAAAUAAAUCUGACUUAGGAAAAUGCCUGACACAUAGUAGGCAUUUAAUAAAUGCUUUAAAUAAAUAAAACUGAUUUGGGAAAAUGCCUGAUGCGUAGUAGGCAUUUAAUAAAUGUUUUAAAUAAAUAAUAACUGCCAGCACUGGGAAUUUGAACCCUCCUUACUGAUUCCGAGUCCAGAGCUCUCCGAGACUGUGCCGAGGUACCUGACACUCUCCUAGGCUUCCCCCACCUUGCAGCGCUAAGCCAUAGAUUGGAGUUGUGGAUUGUAGAAUGAAACUGUGAACUCCAAGUUCUGACACUGGGGGAAUGUCCAUGAGGGCCCGAGAUUCUGGGAGCCCCUCGACUUCCUCCCUGAUACUGCCCCCUACUCCCUGUCUCC
Antechinus flavipes (yellow-footed antechinus) is the source of this 3021-nucleotide messenger RNA. It is a transcript of the gene ETNK2, whose product is annotated as ethanolamine kinase 2. Gene Ontology annotation, molecular function: ethanolamine kinase activity. The record is from RefSeq and is a predicted model, not a curated record. Lineage: Eukaryota; Metazoa; Chordata; Mammalia; Dasyuromorphia; Dasyuridae. Gene Ontology annotation, biological process: phosphatidylethanolamine biosynthetic process. Gene Ontology annotation, cellular component: cytoplasm. Bases 110 to 1237 code for a protein of 375 amino acids. The transcript is spliced from 8 exons.